AUGAACCACAGAAGAUCGACACCACGAGGUGCUCUGAACGGUGCCAACUCUUUUAAGAGUUCUAGCGCUGAAAACGGAGUACUACAGAAGGAAUUAUUGGAAGAAAACAAACAAGAGAUCUUUGAAGCGUUUUCGCUCUUUGACAUGAACAAUGACGGCUUUGUGGACUAUCACGAACUGAAAGUGGCAGCCCGGGCGCUCGGGUUCGAAUUGUCAAAACAGGAGCUGCUGGAACUGCUUGAAAAAUACGAUCGCGAUGGACGCCGUUUGAUGCAUUACGAUGAUUUUUUCGUGGUUAUGGGCGAGAAAAUCCUGAACCGGGACCCGCUGGACGAGAUCAAACGUGCUUUUCAGCUAUUUGACGACGACAACACGGGCAAAAUCAGUCUGAAGAAUCUCAGAAGAGUGGCCAAAGAGCUGGGCGAGAAUUUGACCGACGAUGAGCUGCGGGCGAUGAUCGACGAAUUCGAUCUCGACGACGACGGGGAGAUCAGUGAACGUGAAUUCAUUGCCAUCUGCACGGAUACGUGA
Molecule: messenger RNA, 531 nt
Organism: Lachancea sp. 'fantastica'
Lineage: Eukaryota; Fungi; Ascomycota; Saccharomycetes; Saccharomycetales; Saccharomycetaceae
Source: the annotation of a GenBank genome assembly